Quercus lobata is the source of this 2410-nucleotide messenger RNA. Its product is annotated as Pentatricopeptide repeat (PPR) superfamily protein. Gene Ontology annotation, molecular function: RNA binding; zinc ion binding; protein binding. Lineage: Eukaryota; Viridiplantae; Streptophyta; Magnoliopsida; Fagales; Fagaceae. Gene Ontology annotation, biological process: RNA modification. Bases 164 to 2335 code for a protein of 723 amino acids. The transcript has a single exon. The record is from RefSeq and is a predicted model, not a curated record.
GGUCGGUUAAAAAAAAAAAAAAGUACGGGGUCUCAAGAGUCAAAAUACUGAAAAUAGACUAACUGCAGUUGAAUGCCAAAUCCAAAAGGUACUCUUGCAAACUAACUAUUUCCUCGUAAACUUAACACAUGCCCAUGCGUUUCCCUGUAAAAGUACGUAGUAGAUGAACCAAAUCUCAUGGUCAUGGCCAUGGUCCCUCCAAACCUUUCGUCUCCUUUUGAAAACAUGCAUUACCCAGAAAGAUCUCCUCACUGCCAAGUCCCUCCACACCCUAUACAUCAAGUCCCUUAUCCCUUCUUCCACCUACCUCUCCAACCACUUCAUCCUUGCAUACUCCAAAUGUGGCCGCCUCUCUGCUGCCCGCAACGCCUUUCACUGCACUUUAGACCCCAAUGUGUUCUCUUUCAACGCCAUCAUUGCUGCCUACGCUAAAGAAUCAAGAACUGAUAUUGCCCACCAACUGUUCGAACAAAUGCCGCAACCAGACCUUGUCUCUUAUAACACUCUCAUUUCUACCUAUGCAGAUCGUGGUGAACCUGAGCCUGCAUUUCGCUUGUUUUCGGGGAUGAGGGAGAUGGGUCUUGACAUGGAUGGCUUCACUCUGUCUGGUAUGGUCACGGCUUGUUCUGAUGAUAUAGACAUUCUAAGACAAGUGCACGCUUUGACAGUGUCGGGUGGGUUUGAUUCUUAUGUUUCGGUUAACAAUGCGCUUGUUACUUAUUAUAGUAAGAACGGGUUUUUGGAGGAGGCAAAGAGGGUGUUUUAUGGGAUGGGGGAGGUUAGAGAUGAGGUGUCUUGGAAUUCAAUGAUUGUGGCGUAUGGGCAACAUAGGGAAGGAUCAAAAGCGCUGGGAUUGUUUCAGGAAAUGGUUAGGAGGGGAUUUAUUGUUGACAUGUUUACUUUGGCGAGUGUUUUGACUGCGUUUACAUGUGUGGAGGAUUUGUUGGGUGGGCUUCAGUUUCAUGCCAAGUUGAUAAAGACUGGAUUUCACCAGAAUUCACAUGUUGGUAGUGGUUUGAUUGAUUUAUAUUCCAAGUGUAAGGGUGGUAUGUCAGAUUGUAGGAAAGUAUUUCAAGAGAUUCCUGAACCAGAUUUGGUUCUUUGGAACACAAUGAUUUCAGGGUUUUCCCAAAAUGAGGAUUUCUCUGAAGAUGCUCUUGAUUGCUUUCGGCAGAUGCAAUGUGUUGGUUACCGCCCUGAUGAUUGCAGUUUCGUCUGUGUGAUUAGUGCAUGUUCCAAUUUGUCAUCUCCUUCUCAAGGAAAACAGAUUCAUGCGUUGGCAAUCAAAUCCGAGAUUCCUUCGAAUCGAAUUUCAGUCAAUAAUGCUCUCGUUGCAAUGUACUCGAAGUGUGGGAAUCUUCAAGAUGCAAGGAGGUUAUUUGAUAGGAUGCCGGAGCACAAUACUGUCUCGUUGAAUUCAAUGAUUGCAGGUUAUGCUCAACAUGGUAUUGGAACAGAAUCAAUACGUCUUUUUCAGCAAAUGCUGGAGAUAGAUAUUGCCCCUACAAGCAUAACCUUUAUCUCUGUCCUUUGUGCUUGUGCUCACACUGGAAAGGUUGAGGAGGGUCAGAAUUAUUUCAAUAUGAUGAAAGAAAAAUUCAGCAUUGAACCAGAAGCAGAGCAUUAUUCAUGCAUGAUAGAUCUUUUGGGUCGUGCUGGCAAACUGAGUGAAGCUGAGAGGCUAAUUGAGACAAUGCCAUUUAGCCCUGGCUCAAUCGGUUGGGCUUCGCUACUUGGUGCUUGUAGAACACAUGGAAACAUGGAGCUAGCAGUAAAGGCCGCCAAUAAUGUUCUUCAGCUGGAACCUUCAAAUGCUGCUCCCUAUGUCAUGCUUGCCAAUAUGUAUGCCAGUGCUGGAAAAUGGGAAGAAUCUGCAACAGUUAGAAAGCUUAUGCGAGAUAGAGGUUUAAAAAAGAAACCAGGUUGUAGCUGGAUUGAGGUGAAUAAGAGGAUACAUGUGUUUGUAGCUGAAGAUAGUUCACACCCGAUGACAAAGGAAAUAUAUGAAUACUUGGAGGAGAUGUCAAAGAAGAUGAAGCGAGCAGGGUAUGUGCCAGAUGUGAGAUGGGCUUUGGUUAAGGAUGAUGAAACAGGGCAGGGAGAGAAGGAGAUGAGGUUAGGGCAUCACAGUGAGAAGCUAGCAGUUGCUUUUGGGCUGAUCUCAACUAAAGAUGGAGAGCCUAUACUUGUCGUGAAGAACCUAAGGAUAUGUGGGGAUUGCCACAACGCAAUCAAAUUUAUUUCUGCCAUUUCUGGGAGGGAAAUCACUAUUAGAGAUACUCACAGGUUUCACUGCUUUAAGGAAGGGAAAUGCUCAUGUGGGGAUUAUUGGUGAUAAUUGAGUGCGUCUAAACUUCACCAUUGCGACAGAGAAAGAGGAACCCAGUGCUGUAUCAGCUCCCGAAGAAGG